UAUCAUCUUGGUAAAUCUAAACCAACAAAAUCAAAGUUGACUAGAUCAACAAACUCAAACUCAAAGCCUAUAAGUUUUACCACUACUGCUAUUGAAUAUACAACUUUUGAUACAAAUAAUUAUAUUACAAAUAUAUCUAAGACUAGUCAACUUAUUGAUAGUCAUAUGGCUUUUAAUAUUAAUACAAAUAAUAAUACCAAUAUAUCUAAGACCGACAAGCUUGAUGAUUAUACUAUUUUUGAUAUGAACACACCAGUUUGUUAUGAUUUAGAAGAUUUUGUAAAUGAAAAAUUUGAAGUAUCAGAUUUAAAAAAUAAUAGUUGUGAUAUUAGUAGCCAAUUAGAUGAGCUAGAUAAUAAAAAUGAUAAGUAUAAAAGUAAAGAAUUUUUAUUUAAACUAUAUAUUAAAAAUCAUGAUAAUACUAUAUUAUCUGCCAAGCGAUUAAAUAUUUUAGCAGAUUCUUGUAGUGACUUUCAUUAUCAAAUUGAACUAAAUAAUACUACUAUUACCCGAAAUGAUUAUAUAUUAGCAUAUAAAGUAGCAAAAAAAACUGGG
This is a messenger RNA of Racocetra persica, 555 nucleotides long. The record is from the annotation of a GenBank genome assembly. NCBI's taxonomy places the organism in Eukaryota, Fungi, Glomeromycota, Glomeromycetes, Diversisporales, Gigasporaceae.